Elephantulus edwardii (Cape elephant shrew) is the source of this 3105-nucleotide messenger RNA. RefSeq names its product oxoglutarate (alpha-ketoglutarate) dehydrogenase (lipoamide) (gene OGDH). Gene Ontology annotation, molecular function: oxoglutarate dehydrogenase (succinyl-transferring) activity; thiamine pyrophosphate binding. The coding region runs from base 1 to 3105 and encodes 1034 amino acids. Lineage: Eukaryota; Metazoa; Chordata; Mammalia; Macroscelidea; Macroscelididae. Gene Ontology annotation, biological process: tricarboxylic acid cycle. Gene Ontology annotation, cellular component: oxoglutarate dehydrogenase complex; mitochondrion. The record is from RefSeq and is a predicted model, not a curated record. The transcript is spliced from 23 exons.
AUGUUUCAUUUAAGGACUUGUGCUGCUAAGUUAAGGCCUUUGACAGCUUUCCAGACUGUUAAGACAGUUUCACAAAACGGACCAGCAGCAACUAGGAAUUUUCAACAAAUUCGCUGCUACACUGCACCAAUUGCUGCUGAACCUUUCUUGAGUGGGACUAGUUCAAAUUAUGUCGAGGAAAUGUAUUACGCUUGGUUGGAAAACCCCAAAAGUGUGCAUAAGUCAUGGGACAUAUUUUUCCGAAACACCAAUGCUGGAGCCCCUCCAGGCACUGCCUACCAAAGCCCCCUUCCGCUGAGCCGAGGAUCCUUUUCCACCGUCACCCGAGCACAGUCGCUGGUGGAAGCUCAGCCCAAUGUCGACAAGCUUGUGGAAGACCACUUGGCUGUGCAGUCCCUCAUCAGGGCUUAUCAGGUCAGGGGUCAUCACAUUGCAAAACUUGAUCCUCUCGGAAUUAGUUGUGUAAAUUUUGAUGAUGCUCCAGUAACUGUUUCUUCAAACGUGGAUCUUGCUGUUUUCAAGGAACGACUUCGAAUGCUAACAGUAGGAGGGUUUUAUGGACUGCAUGAAUCUGACCUCGACAAAGUCUUCCACUUGCCCACCACAACCUUCAUUGGGGGAAAUGAAUCUGCUCUUCCACUUCGAGAGAUCAUUCGUCGACUAGAGAUGGCCUAUUGUCAGCAUAUUGGAGUGGAGUUUAUGUUUAUUAAUGAUCUGGAGCAGUGCCAGUGGAUCAGACAGAAGUUUGAGACACCUGGAAUCAUGCAGUUCACAAAUGAGGAGAAGCGAACCCUGCUGGCCAGGCUUGUACGGUCCACCAGGUUUGAGGAGUUCCUUCAGCGGAAGUGGUCCUCCGAGAAACGCUUUGGCUUAGAAGGCUGUGAGGUGCUAAUUCCUGCCCUGAAGACCAUCAUCGACAAGUCAAGUGAGAAUGGAGUGGACUAUGUGAUUAUGGGCAUGCCGCACAGAGGGCGACUGAACGUGCUUGCAAACGUCAUCAGGAAGGAGCUCGAGCAGAUCUUCUGUCAGUUUGAUUCCAAGUUGGAGGCAGCUGAUGAGGGUUCUGGGGAUGUGAAAUACCACUUGGGCAUGUAUCAUCGAAGAAUCAAUCGAGUGACAGACAGAAAUAUCACUCUAUCCUUGGUGGCCAACCCUUCCCAUCUUGAGGCUGCAGACCCUGUGGUAAUGGGCAAAACCAAAGCUGAGCAGUUUUACUGUGGGGACACUGAAGGGAAAAAGGUCAUGUCCAUCCUUCUGCAUGGAGAUGCUGCGUUUGCUGGUCAGGGCAUUGUGUAUGAGACCUUCCACCUCAGUGACCUGCCGUCCUAUACCACACAUGGCACUGUGCAUGUGGUCGUCAACAAUCAGAUCGGCUUCACCACAGACCCCCGAAUGGCCCGGUCUUCUCCUUACCCAACAGAUGUGGCCCGUGUGGUGAAUGCCCCCAUCUUCCACGUAAACUCGGAUGACCCUGAAGCAGUGAUGUAUGUGUGCAAUGUGGCAGCUGAGUGGAGGAGCACCUUCCACAAGGACGUUGUCGUUGACUUGGUGUGUUACCGGCGCAAUGGCCACAAUGAGAUGGACGAGCCCAUGUUCACACAGCCACUCAUGUACAAGCAGAUCCGCAAGCAGAAGCCCGUGCUACAGAAGUAUGCUGAGCUGCUCGUGUCCCAGGGAGUGGUGAACCAACCAGAGUAUGAGGAGGAGAUCUCCAAGUAUGACAAGAUUUGUGAAGAGGCAUUUGCCAGGUCCAAAGAUGAGAAAAUUUUGCACAUCAAGCACUGGCUAGACUCACCUUGGCCUGGUUUCUUCACACUGGACGGACAGCCGAGGAGCAUGUCUUGCCCCUCCACAGGCUUAACAGAAGACAUUCUGAUGCACAUUGGCAGUGUGGCCAGCUCUGUGCCCGUGGAGAACUUCACCAUCCAUGGAGGACUCAGCCGGAUCCUGAAAACCCGGGGUGAGCUAGUAAAGAACAGGACUGUGGACUGGGCCCUGGCCGAGUACAUGGCCUUUGGCUCCCUUCUGAAGGAGGGGAUCCACAUCCGCCUGAGUGGCCAAGAUGUUGAGCGAGGUACUUUCAGCCACCGACACCAUGUGCUGCAUGACCAGAACGUGGACAAGAGGACCUGUAUCCCCAUGAACCACCUGUGGCCCAACCAGGCACCCUACACCGUGUGUAAUAGCUCUCUGUCUGAGUACGGCGUCCUGGGCUUUGAGCUGGGGUUCGCAAUGGCCAGCCCCAAUGCCCUAGUCCUCUGGGAGGCCCAGUUUGGUGACUUUCACAACACAGCCCAGUGCAUCAUCGACCAGUUCAUCUGCCCAGGACAAGCCAAGUGGGUGCGGCAGAAUGGCAUCGUGCUGCUGCUGCCCCACGGCAUGGAGGGCAUGGGUCCAGAACAUUCCUCGGCCAGACCAGAGAGGUUCCUGCAGAUGUGCAAUGAUGACCCAGAUGUCUUGCCAAACUUGGAGGAAGCAAACUUCGACAUAAACCAGCUAUAUGACUGCAACUGGGUCGUUGUCAACUGCUCUACCCCUGGAAACUUCUUUCAUGUGCUGCGGCGCCAGAUCCUUUUGCCCUUCCGGAAGCCGUUAAUCAUCUUCACUCCAAAGUCCCUCCUCCGUCACCCUGAAGCCAGAACAAGCUUUGACGAGAUGCUUCCAGGAACACAUUUCCAACGAGUGAUCCCAGAAAAUGGUCCUGCCUCUCAGAACCCAGAAAAUGUCAAGAGACUUCUAUUCUGUACUGGCAAGGUGUACUAUGACCUCACCCGGGAGCGAACAGCACGUAACAUGGCUGAGGAGGUGGCCAUCACGAGAAUUGAGCAGCUCUCCCCAUUCCCUUUCGACCUCUUGCUGAAAGAGGUGCAGAAGUACCCCAAUGCUGAGUUGGCCUGGUGCCAGGAGGAGCACAAGAACCAGGGCUACUAUGACUAUGUGAAACCCCGGCUGCGGACCACCAUCAGCCGUGCCCGGCCCGUCUGGUAUGCUGGCCGGGAUCCGGCUGCUGCUCCAGCUACUGGCAACAAGAAGACCCACCUGACAGAACUGCAGCGCCUCUUGGACACAGCCUUCAACCUGGAUGCCUUCAAAAACCUGGCAUAG